AGAUUUCGAGCUGCGUUAGUAAAAGACGUAAUUCAUGGUAUUUUACAAGAGGAAUUAUCAGGCAAAAAUUAUGAUGCCCAAGAAGCUAUAUCAUGGACGAAAGUUAUCACAGAUACUAUUAAACUAAGGCUGAAAGAAUUAAAUUUCGAUCGUUAUAAAAUUAUUGUGCAAGUUCUUAUAGGAGAACAACGUGGUCAAGGAGUACAAAUGGGUUGUCGUUGUUUCUGGGAUUCGGACACGGACAACUACGCACAAGAUAUAUUCAUAAACGAGAGUUUCUUUUGCAUAGCAGCCGCAUAUGGUAUAUUUACGUACUAG
Messenger RNA from Trichoplax adhaerens, 318 nucleotides. RefSeq lists its product as uncharacterized. The transcript is spliced from 4 exons. Gene Ontology annotation, biological process: microtubule-based movement. The annotation marks the transcript as partial. The record is from RefSeq and is a predicted model, not a curated record. Gene Ontology annotation, molecular function: dynein intermediate chain binding. Gene Ontology annotation, cellular component: cytoplasmic dynein complex; cytoplasm. Lineage: Eukaryota; Metazoa; Placozoa; Uniplacotomia; Trichoplacea; Trichoplacidae.